GUAUGCACAUGGGCAAGUCGUUAUAGCCUCUCGUUACGAAUAGUAAGAAUAUAAGAAGAACUUGGGCCUAGCUGACAGCACUAUGUGAUCUGCUUGGCCCUGGCUUCACAGCUCAUGCGUCUCAACUACCCAGUCGUAUUCCCCCUCAACCAGAUAACAUACGUCGGUGAAGAUGACUCCCGUUUUUUCUGCCACCUCCAUGGCAGAAAAUUCAAUGUCCUUAACACCCGUUAUAUGCUUCCCUCAGAUGAAGAGGAAGUCAGACGCUCUGAGCUCCACCAUCGAAUGCUCCAGUUCCUCUUCAAUGGGAACAACUACGUCGGUCCCGUAAAAGAUGUCCUCAGCGGAACUGCCAGAGAGGCCAGCGGCGGCGCUCCCGAGCGUCGUCGAGUCCUCGACCUAGGCACUGGCGGUGGGUUCUGGGCUAUUGACAUCGCUGACGAAUUCCCUGAAGCGGAGGUAAUUGGAGUUGAUCUCGCUCCCAUCCAGCCGAGAGAGGUCCCGGAAAACUGCACCUUCGAGCUUUGUGACUUAGAUCAAUGGCAUCUGCCACAUGCUAGGUUUAUGCACACGGGA
Molecule: messenger RNA, 576 nt
Organism: Serpula lacrymans var. lacrymans S7.9
Lineage: Eukaryota; Fungi; Basidiomycota; Agaricomycetes; Boletales; Serpulaceae
Exons: 6
Source: RefSeq, a predicted model, not a curated record